CUGCGUCUGCUGCUGCUGCUGUGGUGGGAAAAAAAAUAAGCAGGCAGGUGUCGCGGAAGUUUACACUUGCAGAGACGCAUCCCUACGCGUCUUCUCUCCCCCCCCCUCUUUAUUUAUAUAUUUAUUUAUUUUGAGCAUCAUUUGGAAUAACGUGGGAGAGAGAGGCUGUCACUGCCGGUCACCCGGCUCCUACUGAUCCUCCUGUGGUUUUUCCUGCCUCGGCCCCUCCUCCUCCUCCUCCUCCUCCUCCUCCUCCACCUUCUUCUCCUCCUGUGUUGGACCAGCAGCAGCAGCUCAUUGUGGCGAGGCCAGGGAGGAUGGGGCGGAAACUGGACCUGACGGGGCUGACGGAUGAUGAAGCGGAGCACAUCCUGAAGGUGGUCCAACGGGACAUGAAGCUGCGAAAGAAGGAGGAAGACAGGCUGGGUGAGAUGAAGCAGGAGCUGGCGGAGGAGGGCAGCAGAUGCUCCAUCCUCUCCAAGCAGCACCGUUUCAACGAGCACUGCUGUAUCCGCUGCUGCGCGCCCUUCACCUUUCUGCUCAACCCCAAGCGUCAGUGCCUGGACUGUCAGUACAACGUCUGCAAGAACUGCUGCGCCUACGACAAGAGGGACAAAGCCUGGCUCUGCUCCGCGUGCCAGAAGGGCAGGAUUUUGAGAACACAGUCCCUCGAAUGGUAUUACAACAACGUGAAGAGUCGAUUCAAGAGGUUUGGCAGUGCCAAGGUUUUGAAGACUCUGUACAGAAAGCACAUUAUCGAGAGAGGUGGGCUGUCUGAUCUCCCAGAAAGCAGCUUUCACGAGGGAAGCACCGGCAACGACAACGAUGGCAGCAUCUGUGGCAGUGACUCUGCCUUCUACAGACAGAGCGAAGGACACAGUAUGGCAGAGACACUCACAGUCGCCCUGCGUGUUGCUGAGGAGGCUAUAGAAGAGGCCAUCGCGAAGGCAGAGGAGUUCAGUGACAGCUUGGAGAAGCAGAAUGAGGCUCGAUAUCUGCGGGACCACAAAGAGGAGCUCAUAGAGGAACUUGCUACAACCAUUGUGCAAAAAAUCAUCCAGAGGAGGAAGCAUUCGGAAAUGCAGACAGAGUAUGACUUUGUCUGGCCUCAGCCUCAGUCUCUGAUCCAGACCAGUGAACUUCCCUCUCCGUCUGAACCUCAUACUUCUUCUCAAGGACCACAGGAACCCCUCAAAACCUCCUACUCCCUCAAUAGGUCACGCUCAGCGUUUUCCCUCACCAGUGACGACUCCCCAGAGAAAGGUCCAGAGGCGGUGGGCGCAGGAGCAGGCGGUGACCUGCAGGAGUACGCUUCUCUGAAGAGGGAGGCCAAGGCCACGUCUCUACCGAGCUGGAAGAGUGUUGAUCGCCUGGACAACUCCAGUGCAUCCUCAGUGCUGCAGAGUCCAGACGGUAACUGGAUCGCGCUGCACAGUUCUCAGCUGUCUCGGCCCAGUCUGCUGACCAAGAGGAAGAGCUUGGUGUUCAGCGUGCUGGAGAAGGAGUCCGGCGUCGUCUCGGCUUACGACGAGAUGGGAUCGGACUCGGAGGAGGACGAGGGCGGCUGGGGCGCAGCACUGAGACAGUUCCGGCGCAAACUGUCCGAUGAAACUUACUACACUGACUCGCAGCAUGACCCGGAGUGGACGUACACGCAGCAUCUUCCCGUGACCUCACCGUCCUCUGGCCAGUACACCAACACCGAGACUCUUAACUCGGACUCUGAAGCUUCGUCUGUGCUGUCCGCUUGUCCCCGCAAACCGCCUCAUCACUUGCAGAGGAAAAAAGGACCACCGGAUACUCACCUGCACCCUCAUCACCAACCACUGUACCACCAACACCUUCACCAGAACUUCUCCCCGUAUCCUCUACAUUCAGAGGCACUGGAUGUGAACUUCAACCCUAAGGUGAUGGGAGACAGCAGCGAGGCCGAGGAGAGUCAGAGCGACCCCAUUAAGAGGUCGCGGCGGCGGCGAAAAAGCAAAAGAGAGUCCUCAACGGAGCAAAGCAAGGCUGGAGGCCAGAGCCACACACAGUCCAUCUAUCCAUUAGUACAGGAGAACAGUGGUUUCCUGCUUAAUGCGCUGCUCAAGAGGGGUUUAAGCGAGGAACAGCCAGUAUCAGACACUGUGCCAAUGACCACAGCUGCAUCGGACACUUUUGGAUUAGAUGCCAUGACACCAGAUCCUGAAGAUUUGGACACAGUUGCCCCAAAUUCAGCUGCCCUAAGUCCACCACAGCCCCACUCUCUACCUCCAGCGUCCCAGCACUCGGCCAGCAGCUCAGGGCCUGGAGAUCCUCUGGAAGAGGAAUUAAGGUCCAGGCUGAGUCAGCUGGUCAAACGUACAAACAGCAAAGGCAACAGCUCAUCUGAGGACGAGUGCACGAAGUGGCCCGCGGAGAGACAGGCAGAUAAACCAAGUGACAGACAGAGAGAGAAGACAAGGGCAAAAGACACAGAAAGAGAGAGACAGCGUUUAAACGACAGGUUAAGAGAGACCGCAAGUGAUACAGUGGAACACGUGAAUGGACAAGAAUUGAAAAGCAGCGAGAGACUUAUUAAGAGUCCUUUGACGAGAGAGCAAGGACGAGUCAGGGAGAGGAGGUUAGAGAAAGGUGUGGAAAGCUUGGAAGAGAGGGUGGAUGCGAGGGAACCAAUGAGAGGAGAUAAGAGAGAGACAAAUAGACAUAGUAAGAGACAACAUAAAAGAGACGUGGAGAAGGAGAAAGGAGGAGGAGGAGGGAGGAGUGGUUCAAGCGCCAGUUCACCUGCUGUUACACCUUCUUCCCACGAGGUGGUGCUGCCAGACAACCAGGAGAGACAGAAUGACUUGGAGCAACAGCGGAGGCUUCAGUUGCUCUCCUCUCUCUUGCAACAGAAGUACUCGGCGGCCUCUCUCUGCAGCAUCACCACAGAGGUGCUGAAGGUUUUGAAUGCUACAGAGGAGCUGAUCGGUGAGGCGGGAGGCGACAGCUGCACGCCGACCGAGUCCAUGAGCGCGUCUCCGAUCUCCAGCUGCUCCGAAACCCGCAGGCUGGACCAGAGGCUGACCAAGAUGGAGGAGAAUGUAUACCUUGCUGCUGGUGCUGUGUAUGGCCUUGAGGGGGCACUGGGAGACCUGGAGCAGUGUGCCCGCAGCAUAAGUAGUGGUACAACGGACACAGAGAUGGCAUUCCUGGAAGACCAGGUAGCUACUGCUGCUGCUCAGGUCCAGGAGUCUGAAAUACAGAUAUCAAACAUAGAGGCUAGGAUAUCAGCUCUGAAAACAGCUGGGUUAAAUGUGACAGUCUGCAAUCGCUUCUCCAAGAGCAAGCCGAAGGCAAAGCCUCACACUCUUGACUCAUCGCGCCAUCAAAGACGGAAGCUUCCAGCACCUCCUCUGAAAGAAAAAUUGGAGCCAGAGCAGCAACUGAAAGUGUGUCUGCCAAAGUGACAGUUAGCAGCACAGCAAGUCCCCCAGGGACAGGGGCCAUUCUCAUCCAGUGCCUUGACCUAGCGUCCGCCUCCAGCUCCAAGCCAAGCAGGGACGAACACCUGCCCUGUGUGACCCACCAAGCACUCAGCCCGAAGCCAGGCACUGUACCACGUCAGUGAAACACUUCACACAAGACUGUCUCUUUUCCUUUUUCCUACUUUAUCCUCCAUUUCUCCUCAUUAGCACCCGCAUAAUACUUCGUCAAGAAAGGUUGACGCAACAGUUGGUAUCUGCCUUAAAACCUGCAACACCCCGUUACUCAACUCCAAAGGAAUAUCUGUACAGGCAUAGACGGAAAAAAAAAAAACCCUGUUUGCUCCUUUUGUCUGUUUGCAAAAGUAUUGUGAUUUAAUGUUCAAUGAAGAUGUGACAAAACCACCUGAGAUUUUAUGUGAUUCAGUGUCUGAAAAAGAGAUGGAGCCAUGUUUAAUACAGCAUGUUCUCUCUCACCAAGAAUUUCAUCAUACUGACUGUCAGCCCUUUUUCUAGUUAAUUGUCAGGAUACACAAACCCACCUCUGGAAUUUCAAUAUUUAA
Molecule: messenger RNA, 4012 nt
Organism: Solea solea (common sole)
Lineage: Eukaryota; Metazoa; Chordata; Actinopteri; Pleuronectiformes; Soleidae
Gene: myripb
Product: myosin VIIA and Rab interacting protein b
Exons: 18
Coding region: 318-3434 (1038 amino acids)
Biological process (GO): intracellular protein transport
Cellular component (GO): cortical actin cytoskeleton
Molecular function (GO): myosin binding; small GTPase binding; actin binding
Source: RefSeq, a predicted model, not a curated record